Messenger RNA from Zasmidium cellare ATCC 36951, 1029 nucleotides. RefSeq lists its product as uncharacterized. The coding region runs from base 1 to 1029 and encodes 342 amino acids. NCBI's taxonomy places the organism in Eukaryota, Fungi, Ascomycota, Dothideomycetes, Mycosphaerellales, Mycosphaerellaceae. Gene Ontology annotation, molecular function: oxidoreductase activity, acting on paired donors, with incorporation or reduction of molecular oxygen; iron ion binding; monooxygenase activity. The record is from RefSeq and is a predicted model, not a curated record. The transcript has 4 exons.
AUGUUCUUCGAUCCCUCUAUGAUUCAGCUCGCUACGACCGUCCUCGCGCUCACUUUUGGCUUCUGCAUCAUGCACGCUCCAUUCAAGCAUUUCAUGUCACGCAACUUCAGACCAAUCUCCUCAGCCUUGGCUGCUUGCUUGCUGGCCAAAGAGCUCCUUGUAUCGACAGCAGAGAACGCUACCGUACACCUUCAGAGCCUCUUCUCCAAAGAAGCCGCCCGCGCACAGCCGAAUCAACGUCUACAGGCCGCAUUCGGCAUCGACAACUGCUUCAUCACCGACGACAAGAAGCGAUGCGCCGAAUUUCGAGGCAAGGUCGCGAAGCUGAUCCACGUCGAACUCGACAAAUGGCAAGAGUUUGCCGCCGCUGCCAAAGCAAUCGUCCAGAAGGAAUUCGACACGACAGACAACACCAUCAAGCUCUUCAUUUUGAUUCAGCUCGUCACCAUGAAGAUGACAAGAAAGGUCAUGUGGAACAUCGAUCCUCAAGCUGGCGACAACGACGAGGCCAUCAGGGGUCUUGCCGACGAGGUCAAUAAGCACGACAAGCCAGACUGGCAUUCCGACCAACAACACGACCUCCAAAAGGCUCUCAACGAAGCCUUCCCCAACUGGACAGUCGAGAACCCCCUCAACCUCAUCUUACCAGGCUACGAGACGAUGUGUCGAGUCGUCCUGCGCUGCUUCGUCGAAGUCACCUCCCGCUCGCACGAAAACGCACCCCAGUGGGAAAAAGAUCAGGAGACGGGCUACGACUUCCUCGUCGCUGCCGACGUGGAGGCGAUGCAUCAAGACAAGGGGAUCUGGGGCGCUACGGCGAGGUUGUUCGAUCCAUCUCGUUGGUUGAGUGUGGACGAGAAGAAGGAAGAUGAUAUUUUCAUGCCGUUUGGCGCUGCGCCUUUUCGGUGUCCUGCGAAGCAGCAUAGGGGGGUUUACAUGCCUUUUGGGGUGGCGAUGAUUGCGCUUUUGGUGGGGGCGUUGGUGGAGGGUGUUGAUGGGAAGUGGGUUUGUGAGGGGGAGGGUUCCUGA